AGGGACAUCCUAGGGCAUCACCCACCCCAUUAAGAAAAAAAAAAUUGCAACAAAUUAAAGUGGAAAUGUGGGGUUCCUUUGCCUUUCCUUGAAGCUACCCAGCAAUGAGUGGAUGCAUUUUUCUCUAAAGAAUUAAUUGGAAACUGGAAACUAAUGUUAAAUGAAAGAACUUUUUUCUUGUACUUACCUUAAUGCAUCAAUAGCUUUCGACCUUGCUUGUAAAAUUUCAUCUCCAUUCUCCAAUGGUUAACGUCAGGAACAAUUUCCUCCGAGAGAUUAUUAACUUGAUCCCAUAUGACUGCAAGAUUUGAUGCAUCCCCCAUCUCCUCCACUGAAGGAAUUGAUAGCCAAGUGGAGUGGGGUCAUAAGACCCUAAAUGGUUUCCAUGUCAUAGCUGAUGUUGUUCAUUGGACUUGUCUUCGUGCCAGUCCACAUCGGUGUGCUUUGUCUACCUCGUUUUUGCAGCCUGUGGCACAAAUAUUCCAGUCAUUCUUGUAUAAAUACAACAAACCUGUUGUUCACCCCUCAUUACCACCUUGUCUUCUUUCCAUUACUCGUGUCCUGCUUUCUUCAUCUUCUAUGGCUCUCUCUCUUCAAUCUCUAGUAAUCAUUUUUGCAGCUUUGCUUCUGGCACCAGCAGAGGCUGCAACAUGCAGUGACUGUUUUAUCCAAUCUCGAGCAGCUUAUUACCCAAACUCUGAUAUACAAGGAUCAGAUGUUGGUGCUUGUGGGUUUGGUUCAUUUGGUGCAACCAUAAAUGAUGCGGAUGUUUCAGCAGCUAGUGGGCUUUAUCGUAGCGGCAUUGGCUGUGGGGCUUGCUACCAGGUAAGGUGCACCAACAGUAACUACUGCUCAGACAAAGGAGUGACAGUAGUUAUAACGGACCAAGGUUCAAGUGACAACACUGAUUUUAUCAUGAGCAGAAAAGCAUUUGGUCAAAUGGCUCAGACCCCAGAUGCAGCUGCAUAUCUAUUAAGCCAGGGUGUUGUUGGCAUAGAAUACAGACGCGUUUCAUGCAGCUACCCCAACACAAAUAUAACAAUCAAAAUAGAUGAGAAUAGCAACUAUCCUUACUAUUUGGCUUUUGUUAUAUGGUACCAACAAGGGAAAAAGGAUAUCACAGCUGUGCAGCUAUGUGAGACUCAAAACUUCAGUUGCAAACUGUUAGAUAGGAGUUAUGGAGCAGUAUGGACGACUACUUCCCCCCAAAGUGGACCAUUGUCUUUACGGAUGUUAUUCAGUGGUGAAGAUGGAGAUGAGUCAUGGGUUGUUCCUGUUAAUAACAUACCUCAAGUCUGGAAAGCUGGAGAAACAUAUGACACAGGAGUUCAAGUGAAUGUAUAGGCAUCUCAGCCAGACCUGUCAAUCUUUGCUAUAGAAAUACACUGAAAGAAUAAGCUUCAAAUUAGUUCUUCCAUAAUAUUCUAUUUAUUAGGAAGAGGUAACAUUACAAACUUUUGAAAAUAGAAGUUUUUGAUUGUAAGCUUUGUAAUUUUUACUUUUGCAACUUUCAAUCCCUAAUAAAGAUAUGAACUUUCU
This is a messenger RNA of Rubroshorea leprosula, 1539 nucleotides long. The record is from the annotation of a GenBank genome assembly. Lineage: Eukaryota; Viridiplantae; Streptophyta; Magnoliopsida; Malvales; Dipterocarpaceae.